UUGUCUGAUUACCGAUUUCAUCGACCCGGUUACAACUAGCAUGGCGACAUCUAAGGCGUCACGUGAGCUACUUACAGACGGAAUUCGGGCGGUUCUUCACACAUGGCCGGUUUUACAGAUUGCUGUGGACAACGGCUUCGGAGGCAUCUACGGCCAGCAGAAGGCCGAGUGGAUGGUGGAUGUCAUUCAGCAGUAUUUCUACGACAACACUGACCUGCAGCAGUAUGAGGUUGAGGACUUCCUGUCUGAGCUGAUGGAUCAAGAGUUCAACACCAUGGUGGAGGAUGGGAGUUUGCCCCAGGUGUCGCUUGAUCUGCUGCAGGUGUUUGGUCUGUGGCAGCAGGGGGCGCUGCAACAGCUUCAACAGAAGGUUACCACAUUAACUCAAAACAGGUCGCAGAGGGCAAAGGUCACGGCUCCACCUACUGAGUCUGAUGAGAGCACUGAUGAAGCUCCGGCAAUGGAGUGUGACGAGUCCACCCCAUCAGGCAGCUCAACCCCUCAUCCCCCACAGGACACCGAGGACAGCUGGACGCUGGUCAGGAGGAAGAAGUGAGAACAUGAAGAGCAGAACUGGAACCGUAUUAACUGGACUUAAUGGUUCCAGCUGCUCACAUCUGCAGAAACUGCAUGUUCAAGCGUGAGCUGCUGUGUGAAGACAAGUCCAUUCAGGAAUCUGGUGGAGCUUGACCAGGGGUCGACUGGAGUCGGAGCAUCAUGGCCGAUUCACACGGGUCAGGGUUAACCUAACCAAGGCUGAUGGGUAAGGGUUAACCCUAACCAACCACAAAUGUUUCAGCGUGUAGAAAUAAACCUUUUGGAAUCCUGAUGUUUAAA
This is a messenger RNA of Nothobranchius furzeri (turquoise killifish), 837 nucleotides long. RefSeq names its product TSR2 ribosome maturation factor (gene tsr2). Gene Ontology annotation, biological process: maturation of SSU-rRNA from tricistronic rRNA transcript (SSU-rRNA, 5.8S rRNA, LSU-rRNA). The record is from RefSeq and is a predicted model, not a curated record. NCBI's taxonomy places the organism in Eukaryota, Metazoa, Chordata, Actinopteri, Cyprinodontiformes, Nothobranchiidae. Gene Ontology annotation, cellular component: nucleus.